This is a messenger RNA of Engraulis encrasicolus (European anchovy), 3395 nucleotides long. RefSeq names its product docking protein 4 (gene dok4). Gene Ontology annotation, cellular component: cytoplasm. The transcript has 9 exons. Gene Ontology annotation, biological process: positive regulation of MAPK cascade; cell surface receptor protein tyrosine kinase signaling pathway; Ras protein signal transduction. The record is from RefSeq and is a predicted model, not a curated record. NCBI's taxonomy places the organism in Eukaryota, Metazoa, Chordata, Actinopteri, Clupeiformes, Engraulidae. Bases 913 to 1902 code for a protein of 329 amino acids.
UACACAACUCGAAACCAUCAGUCUGAACUUUGCAGCUUGCUGUCAGCUCGGACUCUGGCACUGCUCGACACUUUGCUUAGGCAUCAGAAAACACAACCAGUAAUUGAAAUCAGGACAAUAACUCCGUGCACUGUUCAAUCUUUUAUGGGAUUAUUCUUCAAGACUCUUGCAUCUUGUGCGUCCCGAAUAUUUUGCAGCCGAGACUUGAGCCCAACCCGAGUGAAGGUCAAUAUCAGAAACUGGUACGCAGAAAAUAUUUCGCCUUUCCCCCACUGGUUUAUCAUCUACACCUACUCUCCGGCUUAGACGUGGACCCGCCAUCAUCUUCAGGUCGUUGAAAAGAGGAUGCUGAGAAUCCCGCGCAUGGCGAUGAUGAGGGAGUGAGACUCUGGCAUUGCAUCAGGAGGAAGCAAGGAGAAGCAGGAAGCAAACAGCAACAGAGAAAAAAAGAGAAGAGAAAAGAAAGAGAGGAACAAGGAGAGGAGGGGGAGAGUGGAGUCCACCUGUGCCAGUGCCAGCACUCAGCCUUCGUUGUGGAGAAAGAGGAAGAUAGAAGAAAGUGUACGAGUAGGAGGGGGAGAGAAGAGGGAGACGAAGAGAAGAAAGAGAGGAGGAGGAGAAAGAGAGGACAAGAGAAUAGUGGAGAAGAGGAGAAAGAGGAGAGGUGAAAGAAAGGAGUAGAAGACGGAGGAGAGAGGAAAGGGAAGAGAAGCAUAUAUACAAGAGAGAAAGAUAGAAGAAAAAGAGAAGACAAGAAAGAGAAGAGGAGGAGAAAGAGAGGAGAAAGAGAGAGGAGUGGAAGACGGAGGAGGGAGAGAGGGGUGUUCAAGAGGGGUAGCGACGGCCACCUCUGCCACUGCCGGACUGGAUGGUCCGCCCCGUCCACGCCGCCUGGACCCGGCUGCCCCAGAGAUGGCCUCCAACUUCAACGAUAUAGUCAAGCAAGGCUACGUGCGCAUGCGGAGCAGGAAACUGGGGAUCUACAGGCGCUGCUGGCUCGUCUUUAAGAAGUCGUCCAGCAAAGGCCCCCGACGCCUGGAGAAAUACCCGGACGAGAAGACAGCCUACAUAAGAGCAUGCCCCAAGGUAACGGAGAUAAGCAAUGUGAAGAAUAUCUCUCGGUUGCCGCGGGAUACCAAGCGGCAGGCGGUGGCCAUUGUCUUCACCGACGACACAUCUCGAACAUUCACUUGCGACUCAGAGCUGGAGGCAGAGGAGUGGUUCAAGACGCUGUCCAUCGAGUGUCUGGGUACCCGCCUCAAUGACAUCAGCAUGGGGGAGCCAGACCUGCUGGCAGCCGGCGUGCAGUGCGAACAUACAGAGCGCUUCAACGUGUUCCUGCUACCGUGCCCCAACCUGGACAUCUACGGGGAGUGCAUGAUGCAGAUCACCCACGAGAACAUCUACCUGUGGGACAUCCACAACCCCCGCACCAAGCUCGUCACCUGGCCCCUCUGCUCCCUGCGCCGCUACGGACGAGACGCCACGCGCUUCACCUUCGAGGCCGGCAGGAUGUGUGACAGUGGCGAGGGCCUGUACACCUUCCAGACGCGCGAGGGGGAGCAGAUCUACCAGAGAGUGCACUCCUCCACCCUGGCCAUCGCAGAGCAGCACAAGAAGGUCCUCAUGGAGAUCGAGAAGAACAGGCUCCUGUCCAAAGGGUCGGAGGCAGUGUCCUAUCCCUGCACCCCGACGGCAAUCCUCCCCCGCAGCGCCUUCUGGCACCACAUCACUGGCAGCCAGGGGGACCCCGCCAACGGUGACUCAUACGUUGGAGGAGAAUCAGGAGAGGAUGAAACAGAUCUGUACGCCACCCGAUUACUCCCCGAUCGACACUCCACGUUACCCCUGAGCCACGGCAAACACCCCCCUACCCCCUACCACACCUACCCCAGCCAAUGAGGGGGUAUUUGUCCACACAACCUCUACUACCCUCCUCAGUCCUCACACCAAUCUUCACUGCACUUCACCCUACGACACUCCAUGCCAUGCACCCCAUGUUCUAUGUCACCCCACCCGUCUCAGUACUCCAGUCCUACCAGGAUCAGGAUUACCAAUGACCUGACUCUCAACCAUUCAGCAUUGAGGCCUAUUGGGGCACGUUCUAUACACCCUUAAGUUGCGGUAGAGGUACAGUGCUUUAAGAGAAGACGUUGAGACGUUUGCGAGACUUUUUAACGACACAACACAACAACAGAGGUUGCCUUGUAUGUUUGUUUGCCUGUUUGCGGAACUCCAAUUCCCAGAAGUCCUCAAGUGGGAUGUAAUGGCAGAUGCUUGCCAGAUUCUGUGCCUCUCAUUCUAUGCAUGCCCCCAAUGGGAUGGGCAUCACGGCUGUUUUAAUGGAAGUGGACAAUUUGACUGGACAGGGGUGGCCUCAUUGAAUCUACUCUCCAAAAUGGCGUUUUAAGUAGUCACUCCUCGAUCUGCGACCUUACACGGGACAAACCUCCAAUCUAACCUCACGCCAGCUUUUUAGCAACAUAGAGUCCUCCCGUUGACCUCCCUGACCAAACGGCCCUCUCUUAGCCUCUUCUCUCUAGCAUGAUGUAACAGCGUGUCUCACCCACGAAGCAAUUCACACACACAGCCAUGACCUCUGUCUUAGAUAGACAACCCCAUUAGGGUAUUCCUCGAUAUGGUGAGGACACACCUGGACCAUUGUAAGGCCAUUCUGUUGACUAUGGAUUGAGAACAUGAUAGUCCUUGACACUUACACACUAAAGACACUCUUGCCUUUGUCAGACUUUGCCUAUUUUUCUACACCGAGCUGAUAGUGUUGGCCAGACGAGCCUGAUCGAACAAAGAGUCCACAAAGAGAAAAGAGGGAGAACAAGUGGGCAAAUGACCUUGUCCUGUUGACGGAUGACCUUGACCUGUUGAAGAGCAAGACAUUUUGUGCUUUGCUUUCAAGAAUUCACAUGUGCAAAGUUGCACAGCUCAAAAAAACUCGAUAUCGGUUGCAUUUGUCGACAACGAAGAUGAUGAUGACGACAGUGACCUGGUGAAGGAAAACAGCCUCCCCGUCUGGGGGAUGGGCAGCUCUUCCUGAAGGUUGUGACGUUCUAUGAGCAGACCAUUUGAAAACAUUUAGAAAACUUAGACUAACAAAAAACAGCGAUGAACAGUUUUAAAGUUCCAGAUCAAAAUACUAUAUCUCCCCCCUUUUUGUCAUCUCUCUUUCAGCUUGUCUUUUCGUUCAAGGGUGCUCUCCUCGGAAUGGAACUCCAGAGCUGGUGUGAAUUUGAAUUUUCCCCAUGCUGUGAUUGCAGAUUGAAAGAAAAAGUUGAAACAAGAUUUUUUUGGAUUUGAAUUUAAUAAGCUUUGCAAUUGGGUUGUGGGCCUUAAUACUGAGAGGUCUUAAGUUUGCACUUUGUGUGUGUGUGUGUGUGUGU